CUUUGUUAUUAGUCGUCUUGGCUACUGUUAUUUCUGCCACAGUACACAAGGUUACGGUUGGCAGUGAUGAUGAUAAUACUUUUUCUCCGUCAGUACUUAAUGUAAAAGUAAAUGAUAAGAUCAUAUUCAAAUUAGUCUCCGGCUUACACGGCGUUUUUCUAUCGGACAAACCUAACAGCUGCGUAAAAUCUGCAAAAAUUAAACAUCCUG
This is a messenger RNA of Racocetra persica, 210 nucleotides long. The record is from the annotation of a GenBank genome assembly. Lineage: Eukaryota; Fungi; Glomeromycota; Glomeromycetes; Diversisporales; Gigasporaceae.